Molecule: messenger RNA, 1053 nt
Organism: Aureobasidium musti
Lineage: Eukaryota; Fungi; Ascomycota; Dothideomycetes; Dothideales; Saccotheciaceae
Source: the annotation of a GenBank genome assembly
UUCUACAAUCCUGCGGGUGUUCGCAAAAGACCUACAAAUCAGACGCAUCGUGUUGCUAUCAGAUGGAUUCAAGAAUUCCCAAACCAGGGCCCGGCAGCAUCUCGUGCGGACACGAGUAGCAGAGUCGUGGAAGAGGAGUCUGCAGAGAUUCGCGAGUCUAGGAUAUAUCGAAGGACCGCCACUGGUGAAAGACGACUUCGAGCGCCUCUUUUGAACGCUUAUCUUCUUGCUGAUGCGCCUCUCCGGUUGACCAUCGGAUCUCAACGCGACCCAUUCUCUACCUUACCGGUUCCAUGGAAGCCUCCAUAUGGCAUCAUCACAACUCCAGCCAUUGUAGCUGAGAGCUUCGAGCCAGAAGGCAAGACGCGGCAGGAAGCACUUGAAGACAUUGAAUGGCCAAUGGCACUGUCUGUACAGACAAACGAUCCUGCGUUGUUCUUUGCCGCUCUUGCCAUGUCAUGUGUGCAUCUUCCCGAAACUCAUGAGUUCAGUCCUCAGAGCAAUCCUUUCUUCUUCCGCUGGUUAUCAUCCAAGUGUGUCGAAUUCUUGAACAAGUCACUAUCGAAUCCUUCACGAGCAUGCAGUGACGGAACACUGGUCGCAGUGACCUUCAUCUCUUUCUGUGAGAGUAUGGCUGGAAACCACCGCAUCGCUGCUACUGUCCAUCAACCAGGCUUGCGACAAAUGGUCAAUGCGCGUGGCGGCCUGGAUACAAUUGCCAAAGCAUCUGCUGUAGGUGAGAGGGUCACCAAAGCAAUAUCUGCUCUGGACAUAGUUGUGGCUUCCAAAUUUGGAUCCAGCCCAAUAUUCGACGACUCAUACAUCCUCACUCUACAAGAUGUAGAGAUGACAGAUAUUGUCUCGAGAAUCAAGAAGACCGCAGAGGGCCGUCUCGAUCCUGCUUCUCCAAUGCCUCGUACUGUAAUCCUGACACAGCGACUCAAAGACCAUGAUAUCUUCAAGUCGCCUAGCCCGAGCAGCCCUGCCCAUGCAGGAACAGAGAACCCAGUCUCACAGGAUUUCAAUGAAGAUUCCAACUCUCAGGAUCCGCUC